GCACAAAUUGCUCUUACCUAGUAAGAGUCAAAAUCAGCUCUCUACUAAGCCUUCCAGUCACUCUAGUCUAUUCGAGACCGAAUCUGCGUUGCUUCGCGAUGAAGGCUGUGAUUCUAAAUCGGUUGUAGAUAACGGUUGCGAAAUAAUAAAUCAAAAGAUGCCUGAUAGCGACGGACUGGGUAAGGUACUGGAAGAGAUUGCUUUUGUCUCAAAUGACGAUCUACCAGAUCCAGUACUGUAUGCUGAUGGUUGUGUUGACGAUACCAAAAUCAUUAUGCUCUGUCAAAGACAGGAAAUGGAGCGACUGGGAAUGACCGUCAGUUCGGGAACGGUUGUGAUCAAGAAAGACUCUACUAACCUGAUAGGUAUUAGCAUCGGUGGAGGAGCACCUCUUUGUCCCUGCUUGUACAUUGUUCAGGUUUUCGAUGGAACUCCUGCUGCCCGGGAAGGAACCCUUCAAAGUGGUGACGAACUACUGGGCGUCAAUGGUGUCUCGGUUAAAGGGAAGACAAAGGUAGAAGUUGCCAAAAUGAUACAGGCUGCCACCGAAGAGGUGACCAUUCAUUACAACAAGCUGCAUGCUGACCCGGUUCAAGGUGAAACCUUAGAUAUUGUUCUCAAGAAGAUGAAGCAUCGAUUGGUAGAGAAAAUGUCCAGCAGUACUGCCGAUACUCUCGGUCUGUCUAGAGCAAUUCUAUGCAACGAUUCGCUGGUGAAACGAUUACAAGAACUGGAACGAACGGAGGCCAUGUAUAAGGGUUUGGUUGAACGAGCCAAACGAAUGCUAAAAGCUCAUUUUGACGUACUUCAAACUUAUCAAUCUUUCGGAAACGUUUUUGCGGCUAUCAGCGUACGUGAACCACAACCAAGAGCAUCGGAAGCUUUCCGUAUUUUUGCAGAAUUACAUCGGAGCAUGGAAAAAGAUGGCAUAAAAAUGAUUAAGACUUUGAAACCAAUCCUAGCAGAUUUGGGAACUUAUCUUCACAAGGCCAUACCAGACACCAAGCUAACGGUGAAACGUUACGCGGAUGCUAAGUUUACUUAUCUUUCGUACUGUCUGAAGAUAAAAGAAAUGGAUGACGAAGAGCACAGUUAUGCGGCCAUUCAGGAGCCGCUCUAUCGUGUUGAAACCGGAAACUAUGAGUACCGCCUCAUCCUACGUUGUCGGCAAGAAGCAAGGGUUAAAUUUGCCAGAUUGCGAAGUGAUGUUUUGGAGAAAAUGGAAUUAUUAGAGUGCAAGCAUGCUCGAGAUUUAGCGUCCCAAUUAAGAAAAUUUGUGCAAGGUCUUUCAGAUCUGGCAAAUGAAACUGUUGAACGAUUGGAAUCAAUUCCAAACCUGUUUCCCAUCGAAGUGGAUUUAAAAUCUAGUGCCUUCCAGUAUAAAUCGGCCAUAAAGUUUCAGUCAGAAGAGGAAGUGGAAGAAGAUAUCCAACAAGGCGAGGAAGCGAUGGAGUCAACAGUUUUACAAACUGCCAAAGAGAAUGGUUCCACUAGUUAUGAAGGGCCUUCGAUAGACCAGCUACUGUCUGGCUUUGAAGAGAUUGACUUAAAUAAAAACAAAGGGAGUUCAAACAGUAACAACGAUUUGUUGGUAGAGCUCGGACUUGAUAAUAUAGAUCUUUCCAUUGAAAAACAACCGAAUUUGAUGGAUGAACUGUUAAUGGCGGACAUGUCGGAUUUCAGCAAAUAA
Molecule: messenger RNA, 1690 nt
Organism: Sabethes cyaneus
Lineage: Eukaryota; Metazoa; Arthropoda; Insecta; Diptera; Culicidae
Gene: PICK1
Product: PRKCA-binding protein
Exons: 5
Coding region: 158-1690 (510 amino acids)
Biological process (GO): receptor clustering; regulation of Arp2/3 complex-mediated actin nucleation; dendritic spine maintenance
Cellular component (GO): synaptic vesicle; neuron projection; trans-Golgi network membrane
Molecular function (GO): protein kinase C binding; phospholipid binding; protein domain specific binding
Source: RefSeq, a predicted model, not a curated record